AUGAGCGCGGCGUUGCUCCGGAGUCGUUCGGACGGGCCCGCGCUGCGGUCAAUUGGACUGCUGUCGGCUCGAUUGAGCAGCUCGAGAGUUUCACUGAAUAGCAGAUUCCCUAUUGCACGUUCUCUCAAUACCGUUGCUCGACGCCCCGUACCCCGUCAUGUUUCCAGCCCGGCCCUGCAAGCGUCAAUCGCGAUCCGAUUCAAGUCCGAUGUCGCGCCUGGAAAAGUGGCACCUUUGAAGCAGUCUCGUAUUAUGAAGGUAAUUGGCAAGACCUUCUCAUACUGCGGUGUUCUUUUCGCUGGUGCGACUAUCUGGGUUAUUGGGUUCUUCAUCUAUGAUGCUAGUACCUACCGUGAAACGCCAAGUGCAGAGGAUAUCCCUGUUUCGGAAUUGGCGUUGAACCCACGACACGGCGGCCCAAAGAAUUUGCCAAUCGCUGAUUUUCUUGUCGGAGAUUAUGACUCUGAGUCCAUGCUCCAGCAGAAGGACAAGCCUCGUUUGGUGAUCUUGGGUACGGGCUGGGGUAGUAUUGCCUUGCUUAAGAACCUGAACCCUGGUGACUAUCAUAUCACAGUCGUUUCGCCUACAAACUAUUUCCUUUUUACUCCCAUGCUUCCUUCUGCUACAGUUGGUACCUUGGGUCUCCGUUCGCUUGUGGAACCAGUUCGACGAAUCAUUGACCGUGUCAACGGUCAUUUCUUGAAGGCUGAAGCUACGGAUGUUGACUUCUCCGAGAAGCUGGUUGAGGUUUCGCAAACUGAUAAGGAUGGAAACAAGAGAAACUUCUACUUGCCCUAUGACAAGCUCGUUGUUGGUGUUGGUUGUGUGACGAAUCCUCAUGGAGUUAAAGGUCUUGAAAACUGCAAUUUCCUGAAGACGAUCGACGAUGCUCGCCAGAUCAAGAAUCAGGUUCUGAACAACAUGGAAAUGGCCUGUCUACCAACUACCUCCGACGAAGAGCGCAGGCGUCUGCUGUCGUUUGUGGUAUGUGGUGGUGGCCCAACCGGUGUUGAGUUUGCUGCCGAACUCUUCGAUCUGCUCAAUGAAGAUCUCCUGCAUUCAUUCCCUAAGAUCAUUCGCAAUGAGAUUUCAGUGCAUAUUAUUCAAAGCCGAACUCACAUCCUUAAUACCUAUGAUGAGGCCCUUUCCCGAUAUGCCGAGGGUCGCUUCUCCCGUGAUGGGGUUGAGGUGCUUACCGGUGCUCGUGUUAAGGAGGUCAGGAAUGACCGCGUCCUUUUCAGUCAGAUGGAAGAUGGCAAAGAAGUCAUCAAGGAGAUUCCCACAGGAUUCUGCCUGUGGUCUACUGGUGUUUCCCGUGCUAAGAUCUGCGAAACCCUGUCCAGCCGUCUUGACGGACAGAAUAACAAGCACGCUCUCGAGACCGAUUCCCACCUUCGCGUGAUUGGUGCACCCCUUGGUGACGUCUACGCCAUCGGUGACUGCUCCACCGUUCAGAACAACGUUGCUGAAAACAUCAUUCGAUUCCUUCGCACCGUCGCCUGGGAGAAGGGCCGCGAUCCGGAGAAGGUCCAUCUUACUUUCUCCGAGUGGCGCGAUGUCGCCAACAGAGUCAAGAAGCGCUUCCCGCAAGCCUCGAAUCAUCUUCGCCGUCUCGACCGCCUCUUUGAACAAUACGACAUUGAUCACUCCGGUACCCUCGACUACGGCGAGCUCUCCGAGCUUCUUCAUCAGAUUGACACGAAGCUCACCUCUUUGCCCGCCACUGCUCAGCGUGCCAACCAGCAGGGCGUGUACCUGGGUCGCAAGUUGAGCAAGAUUGCUUCCGCUCUCCCGGGUCUCAGGGCUAACGAGAUUGACUAUGGUGACCUUGACGAAGCUGUCUAUCGUGCUUUCAAAUACAAGCAUCUGGGCAGCCUUGCGUACAUCAGCAACGCCGCCAUCUUCGACUUCGGUGGAUUGAGCUUCAGCGGUGGUGUCGUCGCUAUGUAUCUCUGGCGUAGUAUUUACUUCGCUGAGAGUGUCAGCUUCCGCACCCGGUGCAUGCUGGCCAUGGAUUGGGCUAAGCGUGCUCUCUUCGGAAGAGAUCUGAUGAGCUUCUAA
Messenger RNA from Penicillium malachiteum, 2061 nucleotides. RefSeq names its product putative NADH-ubiquinone oxidoreductase 64 kDa subunit. Bases 1 to 2061 code for a protein of 686 amino acids. The transcript is spliced from 5 exons. The record is from RefSeq and is a predicted model, not a curated record. Lineage: Eukaryota; Fungi; Ascomycota; Eurotiomycetes; Eurotiales; Aspergillaceae. Gene Ontology annotation, molecular function: calcium ion binding; NADH dehydrogenase activity.